Messenger RNA from Periconia digitata, 1917 nucleotides. Lineage: Eukaryota; Fungi; Ascomycota; Dothideomycetes; Pleosporales; Periconiaceae. The record is from the annotation of a GenBank genome assembly.
CGAACGGUUGACGAACCAGCUAUCAGUGCCAAUGGCUCCCGGUGGUCUUGGAGGCGGUGGUGCGGUAUGCUCAGAGCACGUUACGCGGCAUUGAUGACGACAGUGGGGAUUGGCUUGCGGGGAAGGAGUGUGUUUCAAAUGGUGGCAAAGUCCCCAGUGCUCUUCUUUUACAAAUCCAUCCUCCCUCGGAGUCUGACAUUGAUGACAAUUGAUUGAUCGACCCUGCUUGUGUUUUACAUUGAGCCUUUUCUUUCUCCGACGCACAAAAGCUUGCAACAAACACGAGAUACGAAUGACUGCAUGCGCAUACAUACAUACAUAACCACCUGCUUGACUGUGUCCUCCCCGCCUCCACCAUCCAAUCGUAGCUCUUCCGGGUCUAACCUGCAUACAUAGUAGCCUCCCCGGCUCACCAUGCACGUAAGCAACACCCUCCUUCUGGUGCUCCACCACCACAUCCUGUGGGCGGGCCUGGUUCGAGCUCAGACUUCAUCUUCUGCCACAUCCACAGCGACGCCGUGUGCGAGUACAAUCGCGCCCCUCAACAACGCCACACCCUCUGUGGCGGCGGGCUGGCAGGCCGCCGUGGUUGCUAAUAAUCUCGCAAGCCCACGAGGCAUCAAGUUCGAUACCGAGGGAGGCUUGCUGGUGGUGGAGCAAGAUAGAGGCAUUGUACGUCUAACUUUUAGUGGGGAGGGCGGCUGUGCAAGGAGCAAUGGUAGCGCCCAGCUCGUCAUCGAUGACCCAUCUUUAAACCAUGGAUUGGAGCUCUCCGAAGAUGGUCGCACUCUCUUUGCCUCUUCAGAGGAAUCCGUGUUGGCUUGGCAGUAUGAUCCGGCUACCGGUCGCAAUACAUCAGGUCCGCGAACUAUUGUCAAUCGAAUGACAGGUGACGGCCACACGUCUCGGACUCUUCUGCUCUCGCGCGUAACGCCAGGGCAGUUGCUCGUUAGCAGGGGUAGCCAGUCGAAUUUGGACGUUGCCGCUUUGGACAUCUCAACCGGCAUAUCCACCAUCAAGAGUUACAACUUGACCGACACAGGCAGUCCCAGUAAUAACUCUGCCUCUCCGUACAACUUUGCACAGGAUGGUGUUCUCCUGGGUUGGGGUCUUCGCAACAGCGUUGGCGUAGCGGAACACCCCAUUACGGGCGGCAUCUAUUCGGUAGAAAAUAGCGUAGACAACUUGGAUCGGAGCGGUCAAAACAUACAUCAAGAUAACCCUGGCGAGGAGAUGAACUUCCACGGAUAUCUGAAUGGGACGACUGUUCCUGAACAGGGCGAGAAUUAUGGCUAUCCCUCAUGCUUCGCUGCUUGGGAUGUCAACGAGAUCCCUGACAAUGAUGGACUUCAAGUUGGUUCGCAGUUUGCUAUUGGAAACCAGAAUGCUACCGUGAACGAUACACACUGUAGAGAAGGGACAAUUCCCCCGCGUUUGACGUUUGCGGCACACAUGGCGCCGUUAGAUAUAGUUUUCAAUACGGAAGGCACGGCGGCGUGGAUCUCAUUCCAUGGAUCUUGGAACCGGGAUGACCCCAUUGGUUACAAGCUUUCGGUAGUCGCUUUUGAUGGUGCUACUGGUACACCUCGUGCUCCAGCAAACAGCACCACUUCUUACUCUGACAUUGUGUCCAACCCUGAUCUUUCGAAAUGUCCAGAUGGGUGUUUCCGCCCUGUCGGUCUCGCGUGGGACUCUUCAGGACGACUGUUCAUGAGUAGCGACUCCACGGGCGAAAUUUACGUCGUCACCCGCGAUGAUGGCUCUUCUACGGAUUCAACAAAUGGGACAGCAGAGCCAGCAAAUCCAGACAGUUCGUCGUCGGAAGAUUCUGGAGCAUCUAUGGCAGCCGGCUCAGGUGCUGGCGUGGUAUUGUGGACGGCCUUUGUAGCGGUUACCUUGUAUUUAACGAAUAUCUGA